AUGGUUCGACUGACCAAGAUCGAGAAGAACCGAAGAAAGCUCAUCAGCUGUAGAUUGCUCGUCUAUAAGCUCCACGCGCUACCUGUCGAAUCGUGGCGAAUCAUCGAGCGUCAUACGCGCGCGUUAAAUCUGGAACUCUGGCACAAGACGAAACACUUGCAGCAAACUGCGAAGCAGCGCAGGGCUGAUGUGAAGGCGGCUCUCCAGACUCAUGGGUGCGAAGAUCGCAUCGACGAAUACCCAAUAAGCAAGCGAUUUAUCGCCGGGAAACUCAAAAGUUGGACGGCGAUACGCGUCGCGGAGCACGUUGCAAAACUCAGAUAUCUCCUAGACGGACACUCUCGGGAGUUUGAACGAGAAAUGGCUGAGCUCGAAGGCGCAAUCGAUGAUGAGGUUGAAGAAAUCGCCGAGAUCGCGGGCAUGGAACGAGGCAGAGGGCCGAUUUAUUUCGGUGGUAUUCGUCGUGAGGCGCUGCGCAACGUGCACGGUGCUGAAAGCUACGACGAAGCCCGGAUAUGCAUGGCCGAGAGCUUCACCGGUGACAUGCCGCGGGUCUGGCCUUGGCUCGAGCGCCGGGUCUGA
This is a messenger RNA of Ostreococcus lucimarinus CCE9901, 582 nucleotides long. RefSeq lists its product with no specific name. The transcript has a single exon. Bases 1 to 582 code for a protein of 193 amino acids. Lineage: Eukaryota; Viridiplantae; Chlorophyta; Mamiellophyceae; Mamiellales; Bathycoccaceae. The record is from RefSeq and is a predicted model, not a curated record.